This is a messenger RNA of Olea europaea var. sylvestris, 783 nucleotides long. Its product is annotated as photosystem II reaction center W protein, chloroplastic-like. Gene Ontology annotation, biological process: photosynthesis. Gene Ontology annotation, cellular component: photosystem II; chloroplast. Lineage: Eukaryota; Viridiplantae; Streptophyta; Magnoliopsida; Lamiales; Oleaceae. The record is from RefSeq and is a predicted model, not a curated record. The coding region runs from base 129 to 530 and encodes 133 amino acids. The transcript is spliced from 2 exons.
AUGUGGUUUCCUUGUACUCACGCUGAUCCACUAAUAUCAAUUUGUCUCUUCCUUUCCUCAAAACAAACUAAUACUGCUCGAGGUGGGACUGAGAGCUGAUCAGUUCAUUCAAUUCCCAGUUGAGUAAAAUGGCCACCAUUUCUGCUUGCACUGCAACCUCGUCUCUUGCACGCACAGCCCUCGUUCAAAAGGCAUCCGUCGCAAGGCAUUCAUCCGUUCUUGGGUUGCCAUCAAUGGCAAAGGUGGGAAAAGUAAGAUGCUCCAUGGAGGAAAAGCCCCAAGAGAGUGACUCAAAGUUAGGCAUGGGAGCAUCUUUGAUGGCUGCCGCCACCUUCGCUGCCACCAUCUCCGGCCCGGCCAUGGCUCUGGUGGAUGAGAGAAUGUCCACAGAGGGAACUGGGCUCCCUUUUGGCUUGAGCAAUAAUCUCCUUGGCUGGAUCCUUUUGGGUGUGUUUGCUCUGAUUUGGUCUCUCUAUACUAUCUAUACUUCCAGUCUUGAAGAGGAUGAAGAAUCUGGUCUCUCCCUUUGAGCAUGAAGUUUUAUAGUAUUUUGUGUAAUACUAAGUUGAUUCUUGUCUGAACCUUUGAACUGCUGCUUUAUUGUGCUUUUUAUGGUUCCCCCUAAUUGUAAUUAGGGUCAUCUUAUGCUACAGUAAAGGGUGUUUUUAUUUAGAUUAUUUGAUGAUCGUAUGUCGAAUGAUCGUGCGUCGAAUGUGUUCAUUAGAUAUGCAUACCGUUGGUUUAGAUGCUAAUAUGAGCACCGUGCAUGACAUUUUCUACUAG